UAGCGCGCGAAUCGUUGGUGGUGGAGAGUCCGUAGUAGUCGCAGAACUCGAAUCUCGUCGCAGCAUGGCUCCGUCUCGUCUGGGUCACGUGAAGUUGCUCAUCAAGAAUGCGAAGAUCGUCAACGAUGACGCCAUCACUGAAGGGGAAAUCUUCAUUGAAGACGGGAUCAUCAGACAAGUUGGCAAGGACAUUCUCGCCCCAGGAGGAUGCGAGACCAUCGAUGCCAAAGGGUUGCUCUGCCUUCCCGGAGGUGUGGACCCGCACACUCACAUGGAGUUCUAUUUCAUGGGCUGCAGGACUGCCGAUGACUUCUAUACAGGCACCAAAGCGGCUCUGGCUGGCGGAACUACAACGAUUCUCGACUUUGUCAGUAAACGCGAGCCCGGAAUGACUUUGACUGAAGCAUUCGAUGACUACACGGCCCGUGCUAAAGAUAAAGCAUGCUGUGAUUACGGAUUCCACGUAGUUCUCAAUGAAAUGAAUGAGCAGGUCGAGGACGAGAUGGAAGAACUCACCAAGAAGGGCGUGAACUCAUUUAAAAUGUUCAUGGCUUAUAAAGACUCUCUGCAACUCUCCGAUGCGGAAUUGAUUCGUGGAAUGAAGAAAUGCGCUCAAAUCGGAGCCAUCGCGCAAGUCCAUGCCGAAAACGGAGAUGUCAUCCAGGAGAAUCAGAAACGGCUCCUCGAAGAAGGCGUCACGGCCCCCGAGGGACAUCUCGCGUCUCGUCAUGAAGAAAUCGAGGCCGAAGCCACCAACCGUGCCUGCGUCCUCGCUCAUCAGGUGAAUUGUCCCCUGUAUGUGGUUCAUGUCAUGUCAAAAUCUGCCGCUGACGUAAUUUCGGCCCGUCGCAACAAAGGACAAGUUGUAUGGGGUGAAACUCUCGGCGCAACUAUCGGAAUCGAUGGCGCCGAGCAGAGACACUCUUGCUUCAGACACGCAGCCGCACAUGUCAUGAGCCCACCGAUCCGGGACGAUCCCACUACUCGCGAUUAUAUAGUGAAUAUGGUCGCGAGCGGAGCGCUGACUUGUCUUGGCAGCGAUCAUUGUACGUUCGAAGCUCCGAAAAAGGCUCUGGGUGACAAGGAUUUCACAAAAAUCCCUAAUGGAUGUAAUGGCGUCGAAGAGCGCAUGUGUACUCUUUGGGAGAUGGGCGUCAAUCGCGGACGCAUCGACGCGUGCCAGUUCGUCGCUGCAACUUCGACGAACGCUGCAAAAAUUUUCAACCUAUACCCACGAAAGGGCAGGAUCGCUGUCGGCUCCGACGCCGAUAUCGUGAUUUGGGACCCACAACUCGUGAGGAAAUUCACGCCGGCCAGCCAUCACAGCGCCGCCGACUUCAACGUCUACGAGAAGCUCGUAUGCAGAGGAGCGCCGAGAUUCGUCGUGGCGCGAGGCCGUGUCGUCGUCAAUGAGGGUGAUCUGCAUGUUGGCCAAGGUUGGGGUCGGCUGCUCCCGAUGCCAACAAAUGGUCAACACGCAUUCGCCCGUAUCCGUGUCCGAGACAACCUACCGCCUGCUCCGACGGAAGAAGAAGUUAUCGAAACACCACCUCCUCCGCGCGCCUCUGUGACCGCAUCCCCGGCUCCGAGCGCCGUCGAUUCGGUAGAUGGAGGGUCAGUGUGCUCGGGCGUCGCGACUCCCGAGCACCGCAGACCUUCGAGGGACAUUUUCCCGGCUCAACCAAAGGAAUUCCACAGUAGGCCUCUGACCAAAGGGGGCUCGAGGAACUUGCAAGAUUCAUCUUUCAGUCUGAGCGGAGCCCAGAUCGACGAUACAAGGAACGCAAAGUCCUCGGUUCGAGUCCACAAUCCUCCUGGCGGUAGAAGCCACGGUAUCUGGUAAGGGUCAGACCCCUGGAUACGAUACGUGCGGCCCAUAUAUCUGGGAGUUACGUCAUCAUAAACCAUUGUUCGUGAGUCCCACUCCUGAGACUGUGAGGCCCCGUAUUGCGCGGAAUUCUUGAAACCAAAGAGACCGCCUAACAACUUCAUCACAGGACUCGAGCCCAAUGAAUGAUACCUGAACGAUGGGUCAGAGGGAUACGGCGAUUAUCACGAUGGCGAAAACUUCAGAAUUAUCAUCAUCCGCCAAGAAUUCACGGUC
Molecule: messenger RNA, 2104 nt
Organism: Galendromus occidentalis (western predatory mite)
Lineage: Eukaryota; Metazoa; Arthropoda; Arachnida; Mesostigmata; Phytoseiidae
Gene: CRMP
Product: Collapsin Response Mediator Protein
Exons: 8
Coding region: 65-1843 (592 amino acids)
Biological process (GO): pyrimidine nucleobase catabolic process
Cellular component (GO): cytosol; cytoplasm
Molecular function (GO): dihydropyrimidinase activity
Source: RefSeq, a predicted model, not a curated record